AUGAAAGGUAUACACAAAAUAUUGGCCAUUGCAAUCACAGCUGCUUCAAGUGCUUUGGCAUGGGGCGAAACAAGAGAAGAAGUCGCACAGAGAGCUCGAUCAUUACUCGUUGAUCCUAACAAUUAUGCCGUCGGAACUUUGAGCACAGUCUACCCAACCACAUAUAGCGAUGAAUCCUUACGUGGAGCAGUUGCAAGUGGACCGGAAUAUUUUGGAUCAUGUUUUGAAAAUGGUGAUCUAUUAAUGCUAGCAAUGCCAGUUUCACAAAAUUGGCGUAAUACCUUAUUCACCAAAACAAAAAAUGCAACAAUCAGCAUUUCAUCUUCUGCUGAUCCCGAUGUUCCCGACCCAAGACAUACUUCUAUCAAAAGCGCAAGCAAAUGGGAUCCUUCUAGACCGAGCUGGAGACGUGGAAUGCCAAGCAAACAAAGGAUAACCUUGUUUGGUCACUUUGAGCGGCUGAUCGAUAAGGAAGAAAUCGAAAAAGUCGCUCCGUGUUACAAGAACAUACAUCCUGAUGCCAAACACUGGACACCUGGCAGUAAAGAUAGUCCCCACGUCGCAUUCUGGACUAGAUUCAUCGUCGACAAAAUCUAUCGAGUUGGAGGUUUCGGAGAUGAAAGUAACAUCGGAUGGAUUGAUUUGGAUUUAUGGCACAAGAGUGUUCCUGACAAACACCACACAAACAUCGACACCUUCUCCCAUAGCAAUGAAGGUAGUCUUUCUAUCGAAACGCUAUUCGGCGAAAGUGUAGAUGAAUCGCCAUUCUAUGUCCAAUACUGACAUGAUACUGUACAAUCAUUGAAUAAUGAGAUGUGAUGUGAUAAUGCUUAUAAUACAAACAAGUCUUUGCUCAUCUACGCCGUCUGAUCGUCCCUUCUAUUCUCUUCUGUCCUGGCUUUCGUCUACCUCGCUUGGAAGAGAGCAAUCCGACAACACGAACGCCUUUCUCGCGUAAUCUAUUGUCUCUGAUCACAUCUUCAAUCGCACGUUGUCUAGCCUUGGUUUGUCUUUUGCUGAGCAAUGAAGACCCUUCCACCUCUGC
Molecule: messenger RNA, 1045 nt
Organism: Meira miltonrushii
Lineage: Eukaryota; Fungi; Basidiomycota; Exobasidiomycetes; Exobasidiales; Brachybasidiaceae
Exons: 2
Coding region: 1-783 (260 amino acids)
Source: RefSeq, a predicted model, not a curated record